Molecule: messenger RNA, 1409 nt
Organism: Papaver somniferum (opium poppy)
Lineage: Eukaryota; Viridiplantae; Streptophyta; Magnoliopsida; Ranunculales; Papaveraceae
Product: glutamate formimidoyltransferase-like
Exons: 3
Coding region: 342-1304 (320 amino acids)
Molecular function (GO): folic acid binding; transferase activity
Source: RefSeq, a predicted model, not a curated record
UCAAUGAUGGGACCCAUACACCAUGCUUAACUGGUAGAUAAGCCACGUUAUACACUACUUAAUAUAUUAAUUCAUUGAAGAUUAGAGUUUGAUAACAAGAAAAUGAACACAAUAAAAACAGCAGGUAUCAUUUAUCAAUUAUCAACAUCAAUCAACAGUUAAUUAGCUGGUUGUUUGAUUAAUGUCAAGUUGGGUAUCGAGGAAAGUAGCUUUAUGUUGGAUUUCAGAAUAAACAAAACCAAUAAACAUAAGUCGAGCCACUUAUGGUUCAUUAUAAGAAGCAAGGAAAAUUUUGUGAUCAUAAAAUUAGAAGAAGAUUGUAAAGGAAAAGGCAGAGAAAAAUGGAUUUCAACCCAAGUACUAAUAAGAAGAUGAAGAAGAACACAACAGAUGAGCAAUCCAUGCUCCUUUGUUGUAAGCUCUACAUAUCUGAAUCAAGAAACCUGGCCGCCCUCGACUCAAUCGAACGAGCAGCAGCACUGCACCGGGAGACUGUGAUAAUGGACAAAUUUGAAGAUCGUGCAUAUAACCGUGUUCGGUAUACUCUUGUGUCCUAUGUGAUUCAUGACACUACUACAGACAGUCCAAUCUACAGCCCGCUGCAACAAACUGUCCUUGCUAUGGUUGAGGCUGCCUACCAAGCCAUAAACCUAGAACAGCACUCAGGAGCACACCCUCGGCUUGGUGUUGUUGACCAUAUCUGUUUUCAUCCCCUUGGCCGAGAAAAGUUGGAAGAAGCAGCUUGGCUUGCUAAAUUGGUAGCAGGAGAUAUAGGCAACCAGCUCCAAGUGCCAGUAUUUCUCUAUGAAGCAGCACACCCAACAGGCAAAGCCCUCGACGCCAUCCGACGUGUUCUAGGGUAUUUCCGCCCAAAUUACAUGGGUAGCCAGUGGGCAGGAUGGGCAUUGCCAGAAGUUCUCAACGAGAAUCCUGAUGAGGGUCCAACCCAAGUACCUCGAGCUAGAGGUAUUGUAGUAAUUGGUGCAAGUCCUUGGGUUCGAACAUUCAAUGUACCCGUCAUGUCUACCAAUGUAUCGAUCACAAGAAGAAUCGCUCGAAAGGUGAGUGCUCGAGGUGGUGGGCUUCCUACUGUCCAGGCUAUGGGUCUUGUUCAUGGUGAGGAUUCAACUGAAAUAGCAUGCAACCUCUUGGAGCCAAACAGGGUCGGAGCUGAUCGUGUGCAGCACCAAAUUGGUCUUCUUGCAGCUGAGGAAGGAUUGGAUGUUGAGGAGGGCUAUUUUACUGAUUAUUCACCAGAAAUGAUUCUUGAGAAGUAUAAGAAAUUAGUAUCUACAAAUCAAUAAUUAAGAAUAAAACUCAAAGGACUUAACCUCAAACUCCGUAACCAUCCCUGAAUACUAUGUAAAUUGUUAAAAUAAAGAAAGAGUGUCAUGUUUGUGCACAUCAUA